AUGGCGGCCCCAGGUGGCCCCUGCUGUGGCGGCGGCUCCUUGGGCCUCCUGGUCUGGCUCCUUGUCUUUCAGCCUCUUCUCGGUGAGGGUGCCAGACCCAAAGAGGAUUCUGCAGUGAGCCGCGCAGUCGCAGAGGCCCCCUCAGCUCCGGAACACCUGAAAUCUGAGGAGGUUCCAACAGCUCCAGGGCUGCCUACACCCCCAGCGGCCGUUCUGCAGACCCCUCCUCCCUUUGGAGAGCGGUUUGUACGAGAAGGGAGGCAGCAGCUUCGCCUCCAGCCCCUCUUUUUACUGAGCCAAGGAGCAUGUGGCCAUCGGAAAAUGAGGAUAAUCGGUGGGAUGCCAGCCCCAGAGAGAAAGUGGCCCUGGCAGGUGAGCCUGCGGAUCAACAAUGAACACGUGUGUGGAGGCUCCCUCAUUGCCCCACGGUGGAUCCUGACUGCAGCGCACUGCAUAUUUGGCUUUGAGGAAUAUACAGUGCGGAUGGGAAGCGUGUUGUUACAUCCCCAAUCGGGAAUGGCCAUUCCAGUUCAAGACAUCGUUUGCCAUAGCUUUUAUGAUGUUAGAACUUUGAGUAAUGACAUUGCCCUUGUUCUGCUGGCCCACUCUGUGAAUUAUUCUGCAUUCAUCCAGCCAGUGUGUCUCCCUGAAAAGAAUUUUGAAGCGGAAGCUGGGACACGGUGCUGGGUGACUGGAUGGGGCCGACAGAUGGCAGACGUGCUGCCAGAAAAUCUUCAGGAGACUGACCAAAUCCUUCUUCGCCACACGUUAUGUAAUGCGAAAUUGCAGACAGAGUUAGGAUAUCGUCGCAUGUUAGUUCGAAAAGGGAUGAUCUGUGGCUAUCACGAAGAUCUUAAAAGCCCCUGCAAGGGAGAUUCUGGGGGUCCCCUGGUCUGUGAGUUUAAUGACACCUGGGUCCAGGUGGGGAUUGUGAGUUGGGGCGUUGCCUGUGGUCGCAGUGAAUUGCCUAUAGUUUAUACCGAAGUUAGCUUGUACAAGGACUGGAUCGUGGAUCACAUCAUUAAGGUGUCCUCUUGUGCCUCAGCUGGGUUCUUUAUCCUGUCGCUGUCUCUGGUGUUGCCCCUGGGCAUCCUAGUGACCCUGUGA
Rangifer tarandus platyrhynchus (Svalbard reindeer) is the source of this 1107-nucleotide messenger RNA. Lineage: Eukaryota; Metazoa; Chordata; Mammalia; Artiodactyla; Cervidae. The record is from the annotation of a GenBank genome assembly.